Messenger RNA from Ornithorhynchus anatinus (platypus), 1299 nucleotides. RefSeq names its product shisa family member 3 (gene SHISA3). The record is from RefSeq and is a predicted model, not a curated record. The transcript is spliced from 2 exons. The coding region runs from base 242 to 1039 and encodes 265 amino acids. Lineage: Eukaryota; Metazoa; Chordata; Mammalia; Monotremata; Ornithorhynchidae.
CGCCGGAUUUCGGCCAGCCCGGACCCUUCCCCGCCUCGGACGAAGCCGGGGCGGGACGGGCCGGGGCAGGACCGGCCGGGGCGGGACCGGACCGGCCGGGGCAGAGUGCGCUCGCCCUCCUCCCUCGCUAUGAAGGGCCGCAGCGCCCUCCGCCCCGGGCCCGGCCCCCGAGGCCGCCCCCAGCCCUCCCCGGGGCGGCGGGUCCGGACGGGCCGGGGCCGGCGCUGACCGCCCUCCGGCCAUGGGGCCGCUGCUGGCGCCCUGCUGCCUGGUCCUGGGCUGGCUGUGCUGGGGGCCGGCGCGGGCGGGGGGCGGCGCGGGUCGGGGGCCGGGGCCGGGACCGGGACCGGGACCGGGACCGGGACCGGGACCGGGGCCGGGGGAGUACUGCCACGGCUGGAGGGACGGGACGGGCCGCGUCCAGGGCGGCUUCCAGUGCCCGGAGCCCUUCGACCGCGCCGACGCCACCAUCUGCUGCGGCUCCUGCGCCCUACGCUACUGUUGCGCCGCCGCCGCCGCCCGCCUGGAGCAGGGAGCCUGCGGCGCCGACGGCCACACCGGCCCCCCGGGACCACCCGCCCAGCCCGUCUACGUGCCGUUCCUGAUCGUCGGCUCCAUCUUCGUGGCCUUCGUCCUGCUGGGCUCGCUGGUGGCCGUUUACUGCUGCAGCUGCCUCCGGCCCAAGCCGUCGGGCCAGCGGGCGGGGCGGGGCCCCGGGCGGGGCUGCCGGGCCGAGGCUCUGCCGGUGAUGCUGGCGGCGGGCGGGCCGCGCCGGGCUCCCUCUCGCCGGUCCAGCACGGCCACCAGCUCCAGCUCGGCGGCCGGUUCCCUCCGGCGCUUCUCGCUCGCCAGGCCCGAGCCCGCCGCCCCGCCGCCCGUCGCCCCUCCGCCCUACUUGUCCGGGGCCUUCGAGCCCAGCGCCGCCGUGCACCUGGCCCAGCCGGCGGGCUUCCUGGUGUCGGCGCAGUACUACGCCUACCAGCUCCCGCCCGAGCCUCCCCUGCCCCGCAAGAGCUGCCCCGACGGCAGUCCGACCUAAGCGGGCAGGGGCAGACCUCGGGCGGCGGGGACCGACCCGUCCCCCGCCCCCGGCGGGGCAGCGCAGACCCCGGCCGGCGGGGACGGGUCCCCGGACGAAGCCACGGACGAGGCUUCGGAGACACAAACGUCCCGGUGGACGCCCCCCGGCUUCCCGGGGCCCGGUGGGGGCCGGGGUCGGCCCGGCCCUGGCUCCUAAGCGCUCACCCGGACCACCGCAGCCCCGGGCCCGAGCCGAGCUCGGGGUGGGGGCCCCGGGGG